CUUAUGACCUCACCUAGUGAGUUUUCCCUUGUCGUGAACUCAGUUACUGACCUAUGUGUGCCCCUGGUGUUGACAGUUGUGGGCGUGAGUGGACUGGUAGGGGCGUGGGCUGAGCUACCCUGCCGCUUUGCACCACGCACACCAGGAGACAAGCCUAAACUCAUCCUCUGGUACAAGCAGGGAGUCAGCAGACCUCUCUUCAGUCAUGACUCGCGGGAGCCGCAGGUGGAGCCUGACCUGCGGCAGGUGGGUGUUGAGCUGCGGCUGGGAGAUGGCUGGGCCAGCCUCGCCUAUCAGAACCUCAGCGCCAAGCAUGCUGGAGUGUACGAGUGUAGGGUUGACUUCUACACCUCUCCUGCCUACACCAGCCUGGUCAACCUCACUGUGGUUGAGCCCGUGAGGAAGGUGGAGAUCCUGGCUGCUGGCAAGCACAGUUCUGGACAUCAGGAACCUGUCUACCCAGGGUACACCAGGGUGUUGGGCCCUUACUACCCAGGGCACACCAUCAACAUCUCCUGCCUCGCUCACCAAGGUUGGCCUCCACCGGUGUUGACGUGGUGGCUAGGAGACAAGAUGCUCAAGAGCUCGCGCCAGGAGUCGUUGUCGACGGCGGACGACCUGGGGGUGGUGCAGAAUGACCUGGUGAUCGAGAACGCCUCGCGCAGCUGGAACGAGAGAACACUCACCUGCACCGCUAACAACACUCACCUGGCCUCACCCGCUGCUGCUUCUGUUGUUAUUACCAUGUUCUUGCUGCCAUCUAGUGUUGUGGUGGACAACCCUGGUCCUGUGGUGGAGGGACGCCAGGCUCAUCUACGCUGCCUUGCUACAGGAGCUCAGCCACAACCCAAACUCACCUGGUCUAUCAACGGUACCGCUGCCACGCCACACAAGAGUGUGACUGAGGGUCGUGUGACUUGGUCAACCCUGGUGGUGAACGUGACCCGGGGUCACCACCAGGUUAAGGUGACCUGCACAGCCACCAGCUCCGUCUUGCCAGGUCUCAGCGUCUCCAACUACACCCUCCUCACCGUCUACUAUCCACCGUCAGUAUGGCUGUCACUAGGACGCUCACUACAGCCAGACUCCCUGAAGGAGGGUGACGAUGUGUACUUCACCUGUACUGUGUCUGCCAGUCCUCCAGCGUCAACCAUCACCUGGUUCCACCAGGGCCGUGUGAUGGUGCAGAACGUGAGUGGAGGUGUUGUGAUGAGUGGAGACUCACUGGUGUUACAGGGGGUCAGCAGACACCAAGCUGGUCACUAUCGUUGUGGCGCAGCCAACCCUCUCGCCAGGGUGGUCAGCGCUCCGGCCCUGCUCAGGAUCAAAUAUAAGCCGGAAUGUUUGACAUCACUCACCACAUACUUCAUCUACGACAAGCCCAUCAACAUCACUUGUACAGUGACCUCACAUCCGCCUGUCAGCUGCAUCCACUGGCAAUGGAAGAACAAUGACGAGGUGAGCAGCAGCGCCCCCACCAACGUCAAGAACGAGGUGUCUUGGGCAGUACUGACGGUGAGACCGUACCCAGGAGGCGAGGACAGGACUCUGUCUUGCUGGGGCGUCAACGAUAUGGGCACACAAGUGCAACCCUGCAAGCUGGCUAUCAAGGAGUUGAUGGUACCCCAGUCAUCAUGUCGUGUGGCCAACAUCACCAGCACUUCCCUCAGCCUGGCCUGCCACACCCCUCACCUCGACCCACACACAACCACACUCUACACUGCUGAGGUGUACUUCGACAACCGGACACUCUUCGCCAACGUCACGUCUAAUAGACCCAACUUCAACGUGAGUCGCCUGGACGCAGGUACCAGCUACCAGAUCAAGGUGUAUGUCACCCACGGCCCCGUCACCUCUCAGCCAGUCCUGGUGUCUGCCUACACCUCCAGAUCCUCCUUGACCCCUGCAGAUGAGGAAGAUAAGGUGGUUGAGGGCGGUGUUUUGGGCGGCGUGGUGGGUGGUGUGGUGGUGACAGCGGUGGUGGUGGGCGGUGGAGUGUGGGCCAGACUCUACUGGACUAAGAAGAUCACCGCCAGAAGGAAUAAAUCUCUUCGUCUUGCUUCCGCUGACGACACCAGACCCAUGUUAAAUAUCGGAGCAUCUUGUGAGAGGUCGACCAGGAGAGCAUCGCCAUCACGAGACUUCUACAACAAUGAAGAGACGAUGUACCAGGCCGUGCCUGGAGAGUGUGAGGACGCGGGCAGCCUCGUGCCUUCUGACGAAGACCCUGAUGAUGAAGAAGACCUAACAAAGUCCUCGUACCCUCACGCCAGAGGUGAUGGCGGCAGUGAAGGUGAUGGCAUAGCUACCGUAGAGGAGAUCUUCAAGGUGGUGGUCAACCCACAUCGUCAGAGUGCUACAAUAAAAAAGCUGGAGCGUGGAGAGUGUCCGUCGUCAGAGAAGACUGAAGCAGCAGCUAAGGAGGCUGAUAACUACCUGGGAGAGUGGCUGCAACUCUUCCCUAAGGAGAGUGAGGACAAGCUGGCCAGGAAGCUACAACACGUCUCCAAGAAGGACGAUGAGUACAUCGGUGAGUGGCUGCAACACCUCCCACAAGAUGCCCACGAUUACCCUGGUGGCUGGGUCAUCAACUCCUCCCGCCAGGAUGACAACUUCCCCGCCGCCAACCUUCAUCUGUUUCCCAAGACAGUGGAAGAACCCCCAGGUGGGUGGAUGAAGAAGUCUCCGAAGGAGGAGCGGAAUCUUGCGUCUGAAGAGAAGCAGAGGUUACAUACUAGUGUAAGUGAGAGUGGUGGAGGGUGGCAGGAACGUUCCCCGCAAGGCGCUGAAGGUUAUCCUGCUGGCGCGCUCAAACGCCCUCAGAAAUUAGCAGAAAGUUACGAGGAUUGGAGGCUCAAGUACGCUCCCGACCAUGCAGAACACUUUAAAUUUAACACAUUGCAAAGUUCCUCCAGAGCACUUGAGAACCAGAGAAGUGAUUCACCGCCGAGGCUACACAGAGACCCAACACACCACCGGGGGUGGACACUGCCGCGUCCCCCAAAAUCUGGAGACAAUUUUCUCUUCCAGGCUGCCCAGAAUGCAGCCAGUGCGAGAGAGAGCUACCCUGGUAGACUGCUCCAUCGAAGUACGGAGGCUCGACGAGAUCCUAUACGCAGGAGGCCGAGGGUUACCUCGUCAGGUACAGAUGAAGGCGGUACCCUGAGGAGGAUGCGCAGGAGGUCUGGGCAAGAAGUGGAUCUAGAGAGUGAUGAACUCCCUUGCUCCGUCCACCAGCUACUGUUCGCUGAGGAGACUAUUCUCUGAUACACUUCUUGGUGAGCCAUUUGUCACUGUACACUCUGUGUAGGUAGACACUCAUCGCUGUACACUCCACACAGACACUCAUCACUACACUCCACACAGAUACUCAUCACUACACUCCACACAGAUACUCACCACUACACUCCACACAGAUACUCAUCACUACACUCCACACAGAUACUCACCACUACACUCCACACAGAUACUCAUCACUACACUCCACACAGACACUCAUCACUACACUCCACACAGAUACUCAUCACUACACUCCACACAGAUACUCACCACUACACUCCACACAGAUACUCAUCACUACACUCCACACAGACACUCAUCACUACACUCCACACAGUUAGACACUCAUUACUGUACACUCUAUUCAGAAUAAAUA
Molecule: messenger RNA, 3655 nt
Organism: Cherax quadricarinatus
Lineage: Eukaryota; Metazoa; Arthropoda; Malacostraca; Decapoda; Parastacidae
Source: RefSeq, a predicted model, not a curated record